GGACGGCGGGGGUAGAAGGCUCUCAGCCGCCGGGGAGCCGAGGCUGCUAACGCAACCCGGGACCGGAGGCGGACUAAGUCGCUCUCUGGCAGCCUGACCCCCAGCCACCGCCCUGCCCAGGCUUGUGCCUCGCCUGACACCCGCUGCAAGGAACAGGGCUGUUUCACGUGUCACCUAUGGAAAAGCGGCAGCCGGGUGGCUACGUGCAUCCGCUCUGGCACAAACCUAGUUCCACCUGUGCUUUGGUUUUAAAUAAAAAAUGUCACCUAUGUCCGGCUGUCACACAACCCGACCUGGCAUCCUCUGGCUGAUUGCUUAUCUAUCCGUAUGCAAAUUGCACAAAGAUGGACAGUGAGGUGCAGAGGGAUGGAAGAAUCCUGGAUUUGAUUGAUGAUGCAUGGAGAGAAGAUAAAUUACCCUAUGAGGAUGUAGCAAUACCAUUGAAUGAGCUUCCUGAACCAGAACAAGAUAAUGGCGGCACAACAGAGUCAGUGAAAGAACAAGAAAUGAAAUGGACAGACUUGGCUUUGCAAUAUUUGCAUGAAAAUGUUCCCCCAACAGGAAACUAGAGAAUCAGUGUUAUUUCAUGGAACGAUUUCAAUACAAGAAGAUGUUUUCCAGCAUAUCUUCACCAUCUCCUGUCCAGCUGCUUAAGAAAGAGUCAAAACCUUUAAAAACCUUCUAGUCUCAAACAGCUGUUUUACUCCACAAAAGCAAAAUACAGUUUAAAAGACCCCAUAUAACCAAUAUAAAAUAACUGACAUCCUAAAGCUGCGGGGAGAUAGAGUGCUUUUUCACUUACGCAAAAAUAUUUGGAGUCCUGUUGUGUUGACAACUUCUUUAUAAGUUCAUCUUAAUUGUCUUUUGUAUAUGCUCAGAGAGGUAGUUAUCACUACCUGAAUGCUGAUCAUUGAUCUCAGAAGUGAUUUGGUGAAUAUUUGUGGUUGCUUUGAUGUUUUAUAGUCCCAAAGCGAUUCUUUUAUGUUUUGGUGUUACUGUUAGUUGCUCGGGUUUUGCACCAUGAUCUCUAUGAACCAACUUUUACUGCCUUUAACUUGCCUGUGACACAGGAAGGUUGUUUGAGACAGAGAGGUUAAUGAACAGGAUUAAGGGACUGAAAUUUGUCUGUAAACACAAAUGAGACUGGGAAAGAAGUUCUUUAUAAAGUAAGCAGUCUUGGAAUUUGCCUAUUCUGGUUAGAGCACAUUCCCAACACGGACAUCCUGUAGUCUGUUUGCUAACCAGCAUACUGUAAAAGAACAAUUUAUAUUAAAAGGCUUUGUUAGUGGUGA
Mauremys reevesii (Reeves's turtle) is the source of this 1292-nucleotide messenger RNA. It is a transcript of the gene ANAPC13, whose product is annotated as anaphase promoting complex subunit 13. The transcript has 4 exons. NCBI's taxonomy places the organism in Eukaryota, Metazoa, Chordata, Testudines, Geoemydidae. Gene Ontology annotation, biological process: protein K11-linked ubiquitination. Bases 345 to 569 code for a protein of 74 amino acids. Gene Ontology annotation, cellular component: anaphase-promoting complex. The record is from RefSeq and is a predicted model, not a curated record.